This is a messenger RNA of Drosophila arizonae, 4807 nucleotides long. RefSeq names its product Glycerol-3-phosphate dehydrogenase 3 (gene Gpdh3). Gene Ontology annotation, cellular component: cytosol. Gene Ontology annotation, molecular function: protein homodimerization activity; glycerol-3-phosphate dehydrogenase [NAD(P)+] activity; NAD binding. The record is from RefSeq and is a predicted model, not a curated record. NCBI's taxonomy places the organism in Eukaryota, Metazoa, Arthropoda, Insecta, Diptera, Drosophilidae. Gene Ontology annotation, biological process: carbohydrate metabolic process; glycerol-3-phosphate catabolic process.
AUUGGAAAUCAUUUGGUAACUCUAAAAAUUUAGUUUUAAUGCUUGUGGCCUCCAUUCGGAGUUGAAUUGUAAAAAUUGAUUAUGUCAAAAAAUCCUAAAGUUUGCAUCAUUGGAUCGGAAGGCUGGGGAUCAGCAAUUGCAACCGCUGUGUGCCAGAAUGUGCUCCAUUAUGAUUUCGAUCCCCAAGUUAACAUCUAUGUGUACGACGAGAUUGUCAGAAACAAUUACCUUUCACAGGUCAUGAAUGAAAGACAUGAAAAUAUUAAAUAUUUGCCUGGAAUAAUGCUGCCCAAAAACUUGGUCGCAGUCAAUGAUCUUAUUGAUGCUGCUCGAGAUGCAGACAUAUUAAUCUUUGCCACGCCGCAUACCUUCUUGAAAGCGUAUUGUAACAUAUUAGCGGACCAUGUGAAACCGGGGGCUUAUGCAGUUUCAUUAAUAAAGGGACUCGAGCAUAUUAAAGAUGGGGAAAUUGAUCUCUAUUCGCAUGCCAUUACCAAACACUUGGGUAUACCAUGCUAUUCAAUGAUGAAUGCAAACAGUGCCAUGGAAAUGGCACAGGGUAAACUCUGUGAGAUCACUAUUGGCUGCAACAAUCAAGAUCAUGCAAACGAGUUAACCAAUUUGCUUCAGACUGAAAAUUGCAUGGUCUUUGCCAUAGACGAUGUUGAUGGAGUAGAAUUAUGCAAUUCCCUAAAGGAUUUGGUUGCGCUAAGUGCCGGCUUCAUUGAUGGCUUGCGAUUGGGAGACAAUGCCCGUGUGGCUUGCCUUCAUCUAGGCUUAAAAGAAAUGAUGCGUUUCAUCAAGAACUUCAAUCCAACAACGAAAGUGUCUACCCUUUUCGAAAGCUGUGGUUUAGCAAAUUCCGUGGCGUCCUCAUAUGGAGACAAAAAUGUUACAUUUGCCAAAAACUUGGUUACUUCGAGAAAAACAAUACCCGAAAUCGAAGCAAAUCUUCUAAGCGGUCGCAAGUUGCUUGGGCCCAUUAUUGCAGAAGAGGUUUAUGCGUAUUUGGAAAAGUCGAAUUUGCACGAAACGUAUCCAUUGUUUUCGACCGUUCAUCGAAUUUGCCAGAGGGAGGUACCACCGUAUGAAAUUGUUGAAACCCUCCGUAACCAUCCGGACUUGAGCAAUUACUCCAUCACCAACCUGCAGAAGGAUGAGUUUUCAAUGUUCUCUUCUAACACAGAUAGUGUUCUUGAGAAUAUAGCUGACACAGUUCCCGAUUUCAGUACUGAUUCAGCUGAUAGCAGCAGAAGGGUUGAGGAAUUAAAUGACGAGCCAAUUUUUAAUUCCACUUCAGACGAUGGCUUCUGGAAACCAUAUUUUGAUUAUUUCAAUGAUCAAAGUAAAACUAGAGAGCUAAAACAUGUUGCUCGUAACUCUAAUACUGCAGCUGAAACUUGUGCAUCGGACUCCGAUAAGGGAAGUAUGGAAUUUUCUUUUGAAAUGGGAGCGAAGAAGGACGAUCCAGAAAUUUGUCUUCAGAUUAAGGACACAUCAGUACCGAAGGAGGACCUCCUGCUUAUCGGCUCACAAUACACUGCGAAUCAAAAUCCUAGUGAUAGUAAAUCCUCGAGCCCUGGAAAGCAAACUCAAGUCAAUCCGAUCGUAAUGUCAGAUGGAAAUACGACCCCCGAUAAUCCUAUGCCAAUGCAAUACCAAGGCAGGCCGCGAAUUGAUAAAUAUGAAGAGUUGAAGGUUCGGGUUAAGGGAAAAGAGAACCCCCCACCGGAGACACAAACAGUGGCGCAAUCAAAAUCGAUCGAUGAACGAUUUGGUGAAAACAUUGGAGACCGAGCAACAAGAAAAUCAACUGCGCUUAGAAAAUCGAAGUCGACUGACAAUAACAAAAAGGUGCCCAAUGAAAAUUCUUAUGAAAUGCGUUUAUUUGAAGACGACCCUCAACAGGAGAAGUUUUUGGAAAUGAUGCGCAAAAGGGAAAAGGAUGAAUUGGAGCUGAAGUUGUUAAAAAAAUCUACAAUUAAAAGCCAACUAAUGAGAGAAUAUUUAGAAAAACCAAAGAAAAAUGUUGCCAAAGGGAAACACGAUAGCUUGGGAAAGGACUUGCCGACAAAGAACACUGAUAACAAGCCUUCCAAUUCCGACGGUGGUUUCAAAUACGACUAUAAAAUAAGUAUAAGAUCAAAAAAGGUUCCGAUCGAUCCUUCAAAAGAAAGUAAUCCCUCAAAUUCAACCAAAGCUGAGCUGAAUGCGCCGGAUAACUACAACCAGAACAUUCCCGAGAAAUGGGAGCAACUAUCGUUGAAUAAAGGCAAAUUAGAGGUCCAAGAGAAGCUGCCAAAGUCGAUGUUACUAAAGCCUAUAACAUUUAAAAUUAAGCCUAUCGAAUCAAAAACAAAUAACAAAAUUGAGAUGCGGAAAUCAGAUAAUGUGGCUUCAACAGAUUCAUCUUUUUUGGCGCCCGGCUACUAUAAUGAACUGGCGUCAAAUAAUCUAACUGUCCAAAGUAAGAUAGCUAAUGAGUCGCAGGAAAUGUACAAGAGUGUUCCAAUGGAACCAAUCGGGGCUAAUCAACAAUCGGAAUAUUUCGAUGAACAGAACAACUCGUUUUCUUCUAAUCAAUCAAAUGAGAAAGGCAAAUAUGUAUCUUCAUUAUCUCCGCGAUUUUCCGUCGAGGACAUACAACAGCUUAAAGCAAUGGAAGAUUACGAGAAAAUAGAAAAAUGUGGCAAUGAAGCCAUUGGUGGCGAUGCUUCGAAACAAAAUUUGGAAAAUACCAUUGAAAUGAAAGCCAAAGGCACAUCAGAUUGGAACCAACAACAACAGCAUGAUGAUAAGACAAUGGAUAAAAACACGAGAUGGAUACGAUUCAAUUAUGAUGAGGCUAGACGUGUUUGGCAGCCGGAGCGGAAGAAUAACAAACUGGUUCAGGAUUUAGAAGCGGAAGUGGAGAAUACUAUUCUGGAUACCGAGAUACCCAAAGAAAUUGAAAGCAGAGACAGGUCGAUGAACAAUAAUCGCGGGGAUGAAAAUCCGAAAGAGGAAACGACACAGAAAGUAAGGCAACGCAUCGAGCAAAAGUUAGAACGAGCCAGACAAGACGAUAUCGAGCGUAAUUCAAUAUCAACGAAGAAAUCCGAAAAGGUAAAUAUACAGGAGGCAGAGGAUAUUCUAGAUGAACAUGAACUUAAAGAAUCGGACGAAAUUAAAAAAUAUGGUCAGUAUUUGCAGUUUAGACAGAAAGGGCAACCCAUAUUAGAUCGAUCCAAAGUAGACGAAGAUACCAAUUUUAUGGCAGUCAAUCAGUCAGAGAAUAUGCGGUCUAAAUAUGGGGAAAACAAUGCGCUGCCAGAUAGCCAAGAGAAAAAUAACAGUCAUAAGGACAGAACGAACUUUUUAAAGCAGACAGUUCCUUCUGAUGCGGAGAAGACAAGUCGGAAAAGUUGGCAGCUAUUGCCCUUUAGUGAAAGUCGAGAGAAAGAUGAAACUAAGAAUCUUCAAAAUGUUGAUGCUAAAUUUCGCAGUGCACAGACGUUUCCGUUGGAUAUCGAACCCGCGGACACUCAAGUCGGUAGAAAAGAUGUGGAGAAUGUACCAAGUAUGAAGGGCCGACAGACUACAGGAAUUGAUCGGAAUACAGAAGAUACGGGAAAGGUUCGCGGCAAAGCUGGAAAGCAUACUUCAGAAUGGGAUUGGUUGUUGGAUAGUGAAAAAUUUGACAACUCUCUCAAGCAAGAAAAGAAUCUUCAAACUUUGGAUGCCUACAAAUAUAGUCAUCUGGUUGAUUUUAUUGCCGGAGAGGAUAGAAAGGAAAAUAAAAGACAACAAAAAGAAAAGGAACUAGAACGUCAGCACAAGCUGAGAUAUAAAAUCAAUAAGGGUUCUCAAUUGCCGGUUGAGGGUACGCGAGCACAGUUUAAUGAAGUCAUGCCAGAGGACGAGUCAACGGAUCAGCCCAGGUUAAUGGAUAGACAAAAAUGUAAUAUGCCGAUAGGCACAUCAGUGCUCAAAGCUAAAUCGAGCGCUGAGCGGCCAACGGAGUUUGACAAUCCAACCCAAGCAAAGGGCAGAACUAGUAAAUUGUCAUCAACACAGCCCACCGAAACGCCUAGAAAGGAAUGGCGUCAAGAAAGGAUUGCGUUGGAGAAAUCGAAAACACCGAACCAGCACGAAGACCUUUCACGCUCUGCCAAGCAAUCGAAUAUAAAUGAGACUGAAACGGAGCCCAAUCAAACGAAACUCAAGCGAAUGGAGACGCAAAUCAGUAAAAUAAGCAAAAGAUUAGCGAAAAUCAUGACGAAGGGCCAGCCAGGCCAAGAAAAGUAUAAAGAACGACCCGUCGCUUAUGAAGGCAAGGAUCCAUAUAACAUAGAGGAGGGUGUUGGGACGACCAAGCCUUUCCCUGGACAGAUUCGCGAGCAGCAACAGGGUAGAGUCAAUAGAAAGGUCACCAUCAAGCCAUUCCAUCCGCCGCUCAAUCCGCGCGUGCGCAUUCCACGCCCUCCAUUCGAUGUACGAGAUCAGGAGUAUCACACCAUUAGCUGCCGGCGACAGACUGAGCUGCAGCGCAACUCGAUUCUGCCGCAGAUGCCGUUGUCGGUUGCAUCUCAGUCAAUGCAUGCGAGCGCCAGUGUACCAAAGCUGACCCGUCCCGUCUUGAAGCUACCGCCAUUCAUGAUGCGCUCCUCCGUUUUGGCCAUAGAACUCGGAUUUUUUGCGGCUUUUUUGUCACGUUACAGAGGUGGCUGCAAGUAACCAUUGGCGAACUACGUAAAUUCGGUUAAAAAAUUUACCUAAAUUUAUCCAGAUAAAAAACUUUUUUUUGGCAAUAAAUUCGUUAAAUAUA